CGAGCACUCAAAGUCUUCGGUCCUCACAUCGAUCCGUGUUUCCCAAAGUGACCGCCCCAAAUCCCAUUCUCAAUCUGUCAGAAUGAGCGGUGAUGUCAUUGGGACUGUAUAAAUACCACACAUGCCCUCUAUGAUUAGGCUCUGUCGCCAUUCCCGCUCUUUCGCGGUCUCCUCUUCCCCCCGGCACUUCAAACUCCGCACGAUGUCAGAAGAUCCUGUAUUUCGCGUCGCCUUACGCGGCGAUGAACUCCUCAACAAUCCCCGCUUCAAUAAAGGAACUGGCUUCACCAUCAAGGAGCGCAAAGCGUUUGGGCUGACUGGGCGUCUUCCAUCCAGAGUAAACACCCUGGACGAGCAAUGUGAGCGGGCAUACCAGCAGUUGCAGAGUCGCGAUGCGCCUAUCCGGAAAAACUCUUUCCUGCAGAGUCUCAAGACCCAGAACAUCGUGUUGUACUACACUCUGCUCGCCAAACAUCUGCGAGAGCUCAUUCCUAUCAUCUACACGCCAACAGAGGCAGAAGCUAUCUCAGACUAUUCCCACUUGUACAGACGCAGCGAAGGCUUGUAUCUGACCUUCGACAAUCAAGAUAGCAUGGAAGAGGACUUCCUCGAGCAAACUCGAGGAGUGAAUAUCGAUCUGGUUGUGUGCUCCGAUAGCGAAGCGAUAUUAGGAAUCGGGGACCAGGGCGUCGGGGGAAUCGGGAUUUCUUCGGCCAAAUCUGUGAUUUACUCACUCAUCGGGGGCAUCAAUCCUGCUUGUGCUUUGCCUGUCGUUCUCGACGUGGGAACUGACAAUGAGCAAUUACUGAAUGAUCCACUCUAUGUCGGAUGGCCGCACAAACGGGUGAGAGGCGAAGAAUAUGACAAAUUCAUCGACAAAUUCGUCCAACUUGUUCGGAAGUACUUCCCGCACAGUCUGCUCCAUUUUGAGGACUUCGGAGUGACUAACGCCCAGCGUAUCUUGAGACGGUACCGAGAUAACCACGCUGUGUUCAACGAUGAUAUCCAAGGCACUGGUGCUGUGACGCUUUCUUGCAUCAUGGCCGCUGUUGGUGUUACCAAGACGCAAUUGGCGGAUCAGCGCUACAUCAUCUACGGUGCUGGAUCGGCUGGACUGGGGAUCGCUCGCCAGCUGCGCGAUGCGAUUGUAGCGAUGGACGACGUAUCAGUGGAGGAAGCGACUUCCCGCUUUUAUCUUAUCGACAAGCAUGGUCUGAUCAAGCAGUCCUUGGGACCCAACAACAUCCGAGAUGACCUGAAGGAGUUUGUGAGAGCUGACGAAGAGUGGAACAGUUCCGAAGAGAUCGGACUACUGGAAGUUGUGAAUAAGAUCAAGCCAACGGUGAUGAUCGGCACGUCGACUCAUGCUGGAGCCUUCACCGAAGAGGUUAUCAAGGCGAUGGCUGCAAACUGCGAUCGACCUAUCAUUCUUCCGCUCUCCAACCCCAGCAAGCUGGUCGAAGUUGACCCCAAGGACGCGAAUGACUGGACAAAGGGCAAGGCACUUCUUGCGACCGGGAGCCCGUUCCCGCCUGCCAAAAUGCCGAAUGGCAAGGACUACGUUAUCGCCGAAUGCAACAAUGCCCUGAUCUACCCGGGACUUGGCUUGGGAGCGAUCCUAUCUAAAUCCAAGUGCAUGACCGACACGAUGCUCAUCGCAGGUGCCCGACGACUUGCUUCGCUUGCGCCAGCCUUGAAAGAUCCGGACGAGGCUCUGCUCCCCGACUUUGCUGACGCACCUGCCGUUAAUCUCGAGGUUGCGAUCGCAGUCGCAGAACAGGCGAUACAGGAAGGCAGUGCCGAGGUCUCAUGGACCAAGGAAGAGGUCAGAGAAAAGGUGCAGCAGGGUUUGUGGCGUCCAACGUACGGGGAAUAUGUGUAUGACAAGGACGGAAUGCAGUAGAACAUAAACAUGCUCUAGAUAAUCUGUACGAUAGAACUUGGGACAAUAUACUAGGAAUCA
Molecule: messenger RNA, 1963 nt
Organism: Mycena citricolor
Lineage: Eukaryota; Fungi; Basidiomycota; Agaricomycetes; Agaricales; Mycenaceae
Source: the annotation of a GenBank genome assembly